AUGGCUGUAGACCCCAACAUCGUGGCCAUUUUUGGGCCGCCGCCAAAAGGGCUUGAUCUUGGUCAUAGUGUCAUCCUCUCGUAUAAUGUCGUCACUUGUUCUGUGCUCGGUGUUGCUGUUGCAGUGGUGGGAUUGCGAUUUUAUGUGAGGAAUAUGAAGUCGGCGAACAUUGAGAUGGAUGAUUGGGCUGUUUUGUUGAGUUUGUUUUGUUCUGGUGCUACUGUUGCGAUGACUAUUCUGGCUGGUGCUCAUGGAUCGGGAGCACAUGUCUGGUCCAUCAGUCUCCCAACUCUCGUCAACGUCUUCAAAAUCGUCUACGCCGAGCCAUUCGUCUACGCCCUCGCAGUCACAUCCGUCAAGAUCAGCAUCCUCCUACUCUACCGUCGCCUCUUCCCUCUCGGCAUCGACAAGAAUCGAGUGUACACUCUUAUGUUUUAUGCAGCAACCUUCCUCACGAGCGUCUACCCGUUCAUUCUCUGGAUCACCAUGGCUUUUGCCUGUCGUCCGGUUAGCCACUUCUGGAACCAGUACCUCGGCGCGUCAGGAAAGUGCAUCGAUGUCAAACUCUUUUUCCUCGUUCUUGGAAUCAUGAAUAUGAUGAAUGAUAUCAUCAUCUUGACUGUUCCUAUUCCGCGGAUUUGGACGCUGAAGAUGAACAACAAGACAAAGGUGUCUGUCAUUUGCAUCAUGCUUCUGGGCAGCUUCGUGUGUGUCGCCAGCAUCGCCCGUAUCUACUACCUCUGGGGCUUCUUCCAGAACCUCGACGCAACAUGGUGGAUGGGCCCCUCCUUCGCAUGGUCCAGUCUCGAACCAUCAGUCGCCGUCAUCUCAGCAUGCCUUCCAACUUUGGCGCCUCUUUUCCGAAUCAACCGCAUCGGCUCAACCUCACGAUCAAGAGGCACGCCUUCGGGUGGCAACGAACUAUCCAAGUCUGGAUCCAAGCAUUUCCAGCUCUUCAGCGUCAACAGAGCAAAGGGGACGGGAUUCCAGAGUGACGAUGACGAGGUAGAGUUGACUUAUGAUGUGGGCAGGGGAGGCACGAGUGAGCCGUCGGCGUGGGCAGGGAAAAGUUCAAAUGCUGAACAGGGCAUUGUGGUGCAGACUCAGGUUUCGGUCACGCAUCAUGACAGGAAGACUCCUAGCACUAGCAGUAUUUAG
Fusarium sp. VM40 is the source of this 1158-nucleotide messenger RNA. The record is from the annotation of a GenBank genome assembly. Lineage: Eukaryota; Fungi; Ascomycota; Sordariomycetes; Hypocreales; Nectriaceae.